AGUCUUCACCAGUGAACUGAUACUGAUCCGAUUCCGUGUCGUUAAAAAACGGAUUUUUUGAGGGCCGUAGAACGGAUUGGUUUCCGUUCUCUAACGCUAGAGUCGCAUGAAGGCAAUAACGUUAUGCCUACCCUCUAGCGCCUCUAGCUGAUUCAUAAUCGGAUUCGUUUCAGUUAACCGAUUUUUGACAAAGCAGCGCGUUGUUCAAAUCAGUGAGCGGACCCGUUUCCGUUCACAGAUCCGUUUCAGUUUAUUAUCAACUUGUUUUUAUAAUAAGAAGCCGAAACCUUUCCAUUAUUUGAACGGAUUCGUUUCCGUUUCCAUAGCACGUUUUUAGUAAACAAACUGUUUGCUUAUUAGAAUAUUAACCGAUUUUAAUUGUGUUAUUGAAAAACAAAACAACAAAAUGUCGUCGAACAAGAAAAGUGAUCUAUUGAAGGAUUUAAAAAAAGAAUUAUAUAUUCAAAAGCAAAGAGAUUUCAAGAGGGAAAUAAGAAAAAACCAAAAGGAAAGAAAAAGUUUUCCCAAAGAUAAACGACAACUUAGUUCAUCAAUUCCCCCAGAUCUCAACAGAAAUGAAUCAGCCAAAAGAAAAAGAAUGAAAAGAACCUCUAAAGACUGUUCCACUGAAAACGAAAAUUCCCUGACAAUUGAUAGAGAAGAUAUUGAAGCAGCCAACAACUUAGAUUCACCUAUUCCGAGUCAGCUAGAACAAUAUCUGAAUCAAAUUCAAAGUGACUUCAAUAUUGAUGCUGACGGGAGUGUACCUCUAGGAGAAGAAGUGAAGAAACAUGAGAGACGUAUGGGCCAAAUUGCUGUUGAUUGGGAUGUGCACUGGGAUGAAGUUGUCAAUGGCCUUAUUGCAAGCUACGCAACUAUUCCAUCACUGUGCUGGAUUUGUAAAAAGUCCCUUGCAGCUUGUUACACUCGCUGUCUCUGUUGUGUCAAGACAUAUUGUCAAGACUGCGACUUCCAAUUCCAUUCAUGGAAUGUGUUCCACAGAAGACAAUUAUUGUUUCAAGAUUCCAAAGUGAUUAAACUAAAGCCUAACGAGUUUUGGGAUUCAACUUUAGCUGAGAUAGUUACAAAAGAGGUUGCAGUUCCGUGCUUCGUUCCUCUGCAAUGCCAAUCUUGUCUAAGCAUAAACUCGUUGACAAUUGAACCAUUGAAGAGUAAAUUCAUGAUAGUUGUCACACUUCUAGGUAAUCAAAUUUUUAAAACUAAAACUGGCUCUUUGGAACGGAGCCUUCCUUCGGGUUGAUAUUAGACCAAAACGUAACGUAAUGCGACCGUUAAUAAUUUUUUAAUUGAUUGAAUCCCAAAGGCAGAUUUGAUUUAAGGAGAGGGAGUAUCAAACUAUUAUUUCAAAUAAGAUUUGAAGAAAUUGUGUUCAAUUUAUGUUUUAUGUUAUUUAUUUAAAGGAUUUUUUCCAGUACCCGCAAUCCAUUAAAAUUUCAAGAGGGAAAAUUGUCUUAAUGAACUUGGAACUUAAUCGCAUUCAAGAGAAAGUUGCCAGAGCGGUCUCACUCUUCAAGAUAUACAUUCACGGGAGCUUCAACUGUAACUCCGAUUGUGAUACUGACCGUGACUCAGACCGUGAUUGUGAUCAAGACUCCGACAGUGAAUCUCAUCAAGACUUCAACAGUGACUCUCACCAAGACUCCGACUCAGAUUCUGAUCGUGAUGUCUCUGAACCUGACCCCAUCACUGUAUUGACUCUGUAGACGUUUUCAUGUGUUUGUGAUGUGGGACUAUAUCAUUAAUAAACUUUUGUCCGGUAACCAG
Molecule: messenger RNA, 1785 nt
Organism: Daphnia magna
Lineage: Eukaryota; Metazoa; Arthropoda; Branchiopoda; Diplostraca; Daphniidae
Exons: 3
Coding region: 407-1261 (284 amino acids)
Source: RefSeq, a predicted model, not a curated record